Molecule: messenger RNA, 3805 nt
Organism: Prunus avium (sweet cherry)
Lineage: Eukaryota; Viridiplantae; Streptophyta; Magnoliopsida; Rosales; Rosaceae
Gene: RDR2
Product: RNA-dependent RNA polymerase 2
Biological process (GO): siRNA processing
Cellular component (GO): nuclear RNA-directed RNA polymerase complex
Molecular function (GO): RNA-directed RNA polymerase activity; RNA binding
Source: RefSeq, a predicted model, not a curated record
GCAAACUGGUUGCUCUGGGCCCAUUAAAAAAUAGUUCAAAUUGGAGGGUCUUUUUGUUAUUGCAAUGGGCUCAAUAGAACUCCCCUUGGCCUUCUCUCACUCUCCAGUCUCCACAGUUCGUAGUUGUUUCUUCCAGUCUAUAAGCUACCUUUGCCCUUCUGUAUAUAUCAAAACACAAACAGAAAUAAAAAUCUUUUCUUCUGCUACUUCUUCUGUGGCGCAAAAAGAAUUCAAACCGGACGGGCUCCUCCAAUUCUAGCUAUGGUUCCAUUCGCACCCUCCAUAUCUAAAGACGCUGUCUCAGUCUCGCAGUCUCUCUCUCUCUGAAAAUGGCGGUGGCAGAGAGACCGACUGUCCGAGUCUCGAACAUUCCCCAAACAGUGACAGCCAAAGAGCUCCUAAGCUUCCUCGAGUCAAAACUCGAAUCUGACUCGGUCUUCGCCGUCGAAAUCAUCAGCGAUCACAAGAACUGGAAGUCACGAGGCUUCGGUCGCGUCCAGUUCACGACCCUUGAGGCCAAAUCAGAAGCAUACUCUCUUUCCCUUCAGAACGGCCUCGUCUUCAAGUCCGAAAGCCUCAGACUUUCCGAGACGUACGACGACAUCAUCCAACGGCCGGUGGACCCAAAACGCCGACUGAACGGCACCGUUUUGCAUGCGGGUUUUAUGGUAAAGGACGACUGCAUGAGCAUGUUGGAGUCUUGGCAGGGCGUGAGAGCUUGGGUCAUGCCCGAGAGGAAGCGGGUCGAGUUCUGGGUCUGGCAGAGAGACGAGUGUUAUAAACUGGAGAUUGCAUUUGAGAAUAUUAUGGAGUCAUUCGGGUGCGGUUUGGGUGGAGAGAAAGUGAAUGCCCUUCUCUUGAAGCUCAAGUUUGGUCCGAGGAUCUUUCGUAAAAUUUCUGGACCUAAUGUAGCUGCCAGAUUUAGCACUGAUCGGUAUCACGUAUGCAAGGAUGAUUUUGAUUUCCUCUGGGUACGAACUACCGAUUUUUCGGAUAUGAAAUCUAUCGGGUAUUCAACUUCAUUCUGUUGGGAGAUUGAGGAGGAGUUUUCUGUCUCAGAUGUAUUUGAAUGCUUCCCAUACUAUAAAGAUAAUGAUGUGGUGGAUCUCAUUUUAGAUAAUGGUGAAAAAUACUGUUCGCCAUCUGAGACAGUUCCACUUGUGAAGUGCAGAUCAGAUUCAAAGUUACCAUAUGAGAUCCUUUUCCAGCUCAAUGCACUUGUUCAUUCCCAAAAGAUUAGUCUUGCAGCAGCAGACUCUGAUCUGAUUGAGUUCCUUAGUGGUUUAAGCGUCGACACUACUAAUGUGCUUCUUGAGAAGCUGCACAAGCGCAAGACCACUUGUUCUGACCCUCUAUCAUUCUUAAAGAUGCAAUUACAUGUCUUAGAAAGAAACCAUAAGAGUCGUCCCUCACCCUAUAAAAGAUUAAUGGAACAUAAUGUAAUGAGUUGUCAUAGAGUCUUAAUUACCCCAUCAAAGAUUUGUUGCUUAGGUCCUGAGCUUGAAAAAUCAAACUAUGUUGUAAAGAAUUUUGCAGCCUAUGCUUCGGAUUUUAUGAGAGUAACAUUUGUUGAUGAAGAUUGGAGUAAGCUUCCUGCAAAUGCUAUAUCCACAAGUAUUCAGCAAGGUAUUUUUGCAAAACCCCAUAGAACUGGAAUAUAUCAUCGGAUGUUGUCUAUUCUUCGAGAUGGGAUUGUUAUAGGAGAAAAAAGAUUUGAGUUUCUGGCUUUCUCGGCUAGUCAACUUCGAUCAAGUUCUGUUUGGAUGUUUUCUUCUAAUGACAAUGUAAAAGCAGAAGAUAUUAGAGAAUGGAUGGGCUGCUUCAGCAAGAUCCGCAGUAUAUCUAAAUGUGCAGCUAGGAUGGGUCAACUGUUCAGUUCUUCUACACAAACUCUUGUUGUUCCUGCACAAGAUGUAGAGAUUAUUCCUGAUGUUGAGACUUCUUCGGAUGGUGUAACUUACUGCUUCUCAGAUGGUAUUGGAAAGAUUUCUCUAUCUUUUGCCAGGAAAGUUGCUCAGAAGUGUGGUUUGGAUCAAACUCCUUCAGCAUUUCAGAUUCGAUAUGGUGGAUAUAAAGGGGUGAUAGCUGUUGACUGUAGGUCCUUUCGGAAGCUAUCUUUGCGUAGCAGUAUGCUCAAAUUUGAAUCAAAAAAUAGAAUGCUUAAUGUCACCAAAUGGAGUGAUGCCAUGCCCUGCUAUCUGAAUCGAGAGAUUAUUUCCCUCUUGUCUACCUUAGGGGUAAAGGAUGAAACAUUUGAGGCAUUGCAAGAGGAACAAUUGCGUCUUCUAGGGAAAAUGCGGACAGAAAGAGGUGCGGCAUUGAAUGUCUUAGAGAGAUUGAAUGGGGCUGAUUCCAAAAAUACUCUUGUAAAGAUGUUACUUCAUGGUUAUGAGCCAAAUGUGGAACCUUACCUCUCAAUGAUGCUUCAAGCAUAUUAUGAGAACCACUUGUCUGAUUUAAAAAGUAGAUGCCGAAUAUUUGUCCCAAAAGGCCGGGUCCUGGUUGGGUGCUUGGAUGAAACUGGAAAUCUAAAUUAUGGUCAAGUUUAUGUUCGAAUAACCAUGACAAAAGCAGAGCAAGAAAUGGGGGAUCAGAGUUUCUUCCAGAAGGUGGAUGAGACAACAUGUAUAGUAACAGGGAAGGUGGUUGUCACAAAAAAUCCUUGUCUUCACCCAGGAGACGUCAGGGUACUUGACGCUGUCUAUGAUGUGGUACUCGAGGAGAAGAAUAUGGUGGAUUGCCUUAUAUUUCCCCAAAAAGGAGAAAGGCCUCAUCCAAAUGAAUGCUCUGGGGGUGAUCUUGAUGGGGACUUGUUUUUCAUAAGUUGGGAUAAAGAUCUAGUCCCUUCUUACACUGUACCUCCCAUGGACUACUCUGCACGGAGACCUCGUAUAAUGGAUCACACUGUGACCUUAGAGGAAAUUCAAAAGUUUUUUGUUGAUUACAUGAUAAAUGAUAAUUUGGGUGCCAUCUCUACUGCACAUCUAGUUCACGCUGACCGUGAACCAGACAAAGCUUUGAAUCCAAAAUGCGUGCAGUUGGCAGACCUGCACUCCAUGGCCGUCGACUUUGCAAAAACUGGUGCACCGGCCGAAAUGUCCCGGACCUUAAAACCUAAAGAAUUUCCAGAUUUCAUGGAACGGGUGGACAAACCCAUGUACAUCUCAAAUGGGGCACUAGGAAAACUCUACCGUGCAGUCGUUGGCUCAGUGUUGCAAGAAAAAACAAACUUGGUUUGGUCAGAGCAGAUUGCUGAAGCAGCUUACGAUCAAGACCUUGAAGUGGAUGGCCUCGAGUCGGUUCUUGAAGUUGCAAAAGGUCAUAGAGACAUGUACAUAGAGAAGAUGAGGACGAUAAUGAACUAUUAUGGGGCAGUGACCGAGGAUGAAAUACUGACAGGUAAUCUACGAAAUCGUGCAGCAUAUCUGCAACGCGAUAACAGGAGAUAUGGAGAUAUGAAGGAUCGGAUAUCGCUGUCACUCAAGAACCUACAAAAAGAAGCAAAAGGAUUGUUUGAAAGCAGCUGCCCAGUUGGUGAGCAUCAGAGAAUGGCCUCAGCAUGGUAUCAUGUCACUUAUCAUCCAUCAUAUUUCCAACAAGACAUGAACUGCUUGAGCUUUCCAUGGAUUGUAGGUGAUAUUUUACUCAACAUAAAAGCUGUGAAUAAUCCAAGAAAGGACAUAUAGACGCAUAGAGCAGAGCACCAUGUAAAACAGGUUUUUCUGUGGUUAUAGGUGCGCGCCAUGUAGCGGCUUAUGUUGUAUGUGUAUGUGUUUAUACCAUUUUAGUCUAGUUUCUCUCAUCA